AUGAAUUUCGAGCAUUCCGAGGUUAGCCCGAUUGAGGCUGAUCUCAAUGGUGCAAUUGAGACUAUUGGCAACAUCACUCACUUAAUUCGACAGUAUUUGACCCUUCAUAAUCAGGAAUCAGAGUCAUCAUUGAUGGACGUCAAACAGCUUCUGGCCCGAUUUGAAGCCGAUCUUGACCUCGCCGAGCGGCUCGUGAAAACGCUCAAAUUGAACGCCAUGAUUCACAUGCCCGCCUACGACUAUCUCACAAAGCGUUUGGAUUCCGACAAAGACGAUUAUUUCAGGAGUCGCGUGUCUACCGAAUUGUCGCCGUAA
This is a messenger RNA of Caenorhabditis bovis, 315 nucleotides long. NCBI's taxonomy places the organism in Eukaryota, Metazoa, Nematoda, Chromadorea, Rhabditida, Rhabditidae. The record is from the annotation of a GenBank genome assembly.